Gossypium raimondii (Peruvian cotton) is the source of this 1171-nucleotide messenger RNA. RefSeq names its product trihelix transcription factor ASR3. NCBI's taxonomy places the organism in Eukaryota, Viridiplantae, Streptophyta, Magnoliopsida, Malvales, Malvaceae. The record is from RefSeq and is a predicted model, not a curated record. The transcript has 2 exons. Bases 74 to 985 code for a protein of 303 amino acids.
AACCAACAAAACCAUGUAAACUCAAUACACAGAAUUCCCCCUUCUCCCUCCUCCUCAUACACAUGCUUAAACCAUGUCCAACCCUCUACCACCACCACCACCACCUUCAACCCACCACCAUCAACACCAACCACUGAACAUCAUCACACCAGCCACAACCUCGGCGACCACCAUGACCUCCGCCCCGAACCGUGAAUACCGCAAAGGAAACUGGACAAUCCAAGAAACCCUAACACUCAUAACAGCCAAAAGACUAGACGACGAACGGCGUGCCAAACCUUCCACAAGCUCACCUUCAAAACCAGGAGAAUUAAGGUGGAAAUGGAUCGAAAACUAUUGCUGGGACCAUGGCUGUUUCCGUAGCCAAAACCAAUGCAACGACAAAUGGGAUAACCUACUCCGUGACUACAAAAAGGUCCGACAGUACCAAUCCUCCCACUCUCAAUCCCAAUCCUCCCAUCCCUUCCUCUCUUACUGGUCCAUGGAAAGACACCAACGUAAGCUCCAUAACUUGCCCACCAACAUGUCUCCUGAAGUCUUCGAAGCCCUCAACGAUGUUCUUCAAAGAAAACUCAACACCCAACAACAGCCCCACCUCCACCAACCUUCUUUUUCUCAAUCACCUGAGCAACUGCCUCUCAAGACUGACCAGAACCCACCGGAGGUUGAUGCUCCGGUAACAGUUUCAGAGGAAUCAGAUUCUUCAGAGACAGAGUCAAGUGAAAAUCUGGAUUCCAAGACCAAACGCAAAAAAGUUAGGAAAAUCGGUUCAAGCAUAAUGCGAAGUGCUUCGGUUUUGGCUCAAACCCUUAAAAGCUGCGAAGAGAAUAAAGAGAAACGGCACCAACAAGUGAUGGAACUCGAACACCGUCGACUCCAAAUCGAAGAAACUCGAAACGAAGUCAACCGAAAAGGUAUUACGGAUCUGGUUGCCGCCAUGACCAACUUAUCUGGAGCUAUUCAAUCCCUCAUCGCCAACCAUUAGGAUCAAACGUAAUAACUUUUUUUUUCUUUUUACUUUCCCCAAAUUAUUUGUAGACUUUGCUCAAUUCUUUCUUUAAUCAUAUUUAAUUAUCAUCAUUGUUAGCAUUCGCUAUGUAAUAUUUGGUUAUUUAUUUACUAACUCUUUUUAUUCAUUAAUUCUAGCUAGUUUUCUUUUUUCCUUUUUAAA